AUGACGCUGAACGUUAUCAUUUUCCUGGCGAUCCUGAUGUGUGAUUUUACAUCAGGAGCACGCAAGUCCAUGAAAUACAAUUUUCGAAGAGGGAAUGGAUCUGUUCGGCGACCCAAUAUCAUCUUUAUCCUUCUUGACGAUAUGGACCGCGAACUAGGAUCUCCUGAUGUAAUGAAAAAAACACAGAAAAUUUUGCGUCAAGAAGGUGCGGAUUUUGUGAACGCAUUUGUCACAACGCCGAUGUGCUGCCCUUCCCGUUCAAGUAUUUUAACAGGAAAGUACGCGCAUAAUCAUUACACCUUUACCAACAACUUAAACUGCUCAUCGCCGUCUUGGAGAAAGGGUCCAGAAAGGAAAAGUUACGCAAGAUAUUUGGAGCAAGCAGGUUAUGUCACAGGUAAUUUUUAACAUUUCAAUGGCUAAACUUUGGACCUGUUUUGUUACUAGACAGUAUUUACAACAAUUCUAAUCUACACUAAACAAAAGCAAACGUCAGCUGAUAAGUUAGGGUAUGUGCUACGCCGUGAACUAGAUACUGACAAGAUUCAACAAGUCUUAGUUGUCAGUUCUUCCUACGCGCAGAAGGAAUGCGUGGGUUAGUUUGGUGCAAGAUCAACUCACGAUUUCAACUUUCUGAAAGGGUAAACGUGCUUUCGAUGCGCUCAAUUGUAUUUUUUGCUUUUGCAAAGUCAUAACUAAUAAGAGGUAUUGUGAAAAGAAGGCUCACAUUCUUUAUUGUUCGUUGUCCCCCAAUCAUACCUCUAUUGUUCUUAAGGUUAUUGUAUAUUGUAUUUUAGUCAGUGAUCCUAGUGAUUCAGCCGCUAAAUUACUCUAAAAUAUGUAAACAACUUAUUCUGUUAAAAAAAAAAGACAAUCAAUGGUACCUGAAGAUUAAGCGACCUAAGCAGGAGAUAUUGAAGGGAUUUCGCUGACUCUUAAUGACCCAAUUCUUCAUCUGUUUGGAGAGUCAAGUUACGUCUGGUUGCUUUAUACCGUCCCAAUAAACUGUUUAUUUAAAUGGUGAUUCAUAGCUCAAGAUUGAUUCCAGAGUAUCUGACUCAGGAUCUUGAAAGAAUCUCUGCUUAUACAGGCAUUGUUUUUUAAAACAACUUAACUGUCUGUGAUUUGGGCAACAUACUGCGCUGAAUCUUGUCUGACUCUCUGACUUCUUCAGUGUUGAGAUAUGUUCUAUUUAAUAUUAAAUUUCCACAGACGUAGGGGAUUCGAUCUGUUGAAGUAUUUUUAUUUGUCGGGUCAGACGAGUUUUCGCGGUCAUGAAGUUUAUCGCUUUAAAUUCGCUGUAAUUUUAACACACUCUGCGCGGAAAAAAAUCAAUUAAGACUGAUAAAGUAACCGGGGUCGGCAGUUUCUAGGUGUUAUAGAAUAGUUGCGAUUACUGAGUAACGUAACAUACAAUAUUAACAUGAAAAAGACUGAAAUGAGUUGAACGAUACCCAAACCGUAAUUUGGUAUACGUAACGACGAGAUAAAAAUAGUGAAGGUUUUUAAAACACAACACCAGCUACAUUGUAUCCCGAAAAAAAAACCCUUGCCUCUAAUGCCUUGUUUCGAGCUUUGCCAAUUUUUUUCGCUUUUAGUCUCUCAAUUUCCCUUUCCGCUUUACGUAGAGGAAGUAUGUUUUUUUUAAUAGUUCUAAGAGCAGGAAAAGGCUUUUGUUACACUGAAAAAAAGUUACCUUUUUUCUGCCCUGAACAAGGUCCUUUUUUAAAAAAAUGCUUGAUUUGUAUCUUUCUUUAUUUUUUCUUGCGUAUUCGUUCGAUCACGAAUUAAUUUUGACACAUGUUUAGCUUACUAGCUGGUAGGAGGGAAAAUGUAGAAGCUAGAAAGAGAUCAUUAGUCAGGAACUCAGACAGGUUCUGUAGAAUUCUACCUUUUUCAAUCAGUCUAUAGUGGUGAGACGUGCAACAAGUAAUUUAUGCCCCUGACUAUUGCUCUGUCAAGACUCUGUCAAACGGCUAAGAACCGUAGUUUAUACAUGCUUUUUUAGAAGUCUAGCAGGGAAAGGUUCUACCGACUUGUAUUUUGGGACGUUUACUGGCAAUCUAUAGCCUAAGUAGGUUCUUAAUUAGAUUCUCAAUUUCUAUGUAGGAGAUGGUUUUAGGGUAUAAGGGUUAGAAAAAUACAUAUUAAACUUGUCAGAGCUGGCCGGUUUGGUCCUGAAGUAUACAGUAUUUAUAUUUUAAUGCACAACUUUACAUUGCAAACCUCUGCUUGACAAAAUACAUUCUGUACUUUAUAUAAACACCUUUUUUCAACUUUUUUGUUGUAGAAAUCACAAGAAUUCUCUUAUUUGUAAUUAACAGUUUCUUACAGUAUUUUCUGGCUAUAAAUUUAGCUAAAUUUGCAAAUCUCAAAGUCAUCUCCUCGGUUUCAAUGUUUAUGUCAAUAGGCCACUGAGACAAAAGAACUUGUUUGAUCUUGCUUGGCUCUCUUAGUAAACACUGGCAGGCUCUUAUAUUUUUGGGUAUCAAAAUGGCAAUUUUCUGCAAGCAGUUUCUUAAGCCACUAGGUUCUUACACAGGGGUCUUUUUUACGGUCCGUAUAAAAGACAGUGGGAGUCUUUGAACGAGUGAUUUGAUGGACUUUUGAUGUCUUUCUUUAUGGUCGGUCUAUAAGAAUAUAGACGAUGAAAAAUUGUUGUUUCUUUUUGAUGCAUUUAACAUUGGGAGUCACAGGGAACGGAUCAUUAUAUGACCCUUAACAAUUUAAACCCCAAUAAAACCAUGUGCUAGUGAUCAAACGUUUCACUGUACUGGUGAAAACUAAAGAAGAAGCUUGUUAAUCAACACCGACAUAGCUGACGUAGUUGUCCACAGUCUCAACACGUUACCAAGCAUGUUUGUAUGGGUAGAGCUAGUGAUUUUUGACGUGAAUUUUCUUAACUGUCCAAACCGAAAGAUGCCGGCCACAUGAUUUUUCUCAGGAGAGAACAUCAAAGAACAACAUCGCCGCAUCAUAGGUGCUUAAAAUUCCCUCAUGAUUCGGUUGACUAAAAAACAUUGUGAUCGCCAGGAUACGGACGAUCAUGAUAUGAAAACCGUUCAGCCAAAGUCCCUUUUUAAACAUUUAAAUUACGUUUCGUUGAUGAUCGUUAUAAAGUUGAAACAGAAAUCAAGUUAUGUGUUCGCGGCUUAUUCAAUAAUCACUUAUUUUUCUGUUCCUCAGUGUACGAGUUGUUCCAUAAAAAUUUCAGACCACUUGUGUGUGUCCUAUCGAAAGUUUAUCGCUUCCUUUCUUUAAUUUGAAUACAUCCAAGUCAUCCAUAUAAGGUUUCAACUUAUUUUUUAUUUAUGAGUAGUUAUCUAGGGAAUGAUGACUCAAUACAGAAGGAGGUUAUCUUUUAUUCGAUAAGCAUCUUGCGGGAUGAGACGCUCAGUACAAAAUCAACAGAGAAUUCAUACAGUCUAAACGUAGUAAAUUUAAGGUUUUAGACCUUCGUGUGAGGAGAACGUUUGGGCCUCAAAUCAUAUGUGGAUUCCUACCUUAGAGAAAUGUUACCGCUAAGAAAUCUGCAGAUCUUGAGCAAGGCCUUUGUCAUGCUUUGUCUUGAUGAGAACGUCAAUUUUUUGGCAUCCGUUUAUUCUUAAUUCUAUAAUUAACUCUUCAGAGGAAAUACGGUCAUGAAAAGACUGGUUGUUUCUCCUUUUUCGACACAAUCUUCACUGAGUAGGUCCCAGAAGGACUUUUGGUUGUCAUGGAACAUUUUGCUUUAAUCGCUGUUAUUGGCUACGUCGGGUUGGACUUAGCGUGCAUUUAGGCAUUAAACGGGAGUAAGAAGAGAAAAAUCUCUCCUUAUCCCAUGCUUCCAUCGGCUUAUUAUAUAACUUAACACAGUGGUGUAUACUAAUGCCGUCUGCAAUAUUUUGCUCUUAUAUAUACACGCCAAAAGAGCCAACUUUUGUAUGAAUCAAAAUAUUUUCACAAGAAUUUAAGUGGCUUAUGUGUAUCAAUGGACUUUAUUAAACCAUUCAGCUUUUUAAUGGGUAUUUUGGUUCUGACUUUUGAUUUCGCGGACGAAAUCUAUUGGUGGGUAGCCAUCCAAAACAUUCCCCUUCAAUAAUUCACUUCUUUCACACGGUGCUAUAUGUUUAAGUGUCCAAUACAAACGAAAUUUCGGGAUUAUUCCGGGUUGAAUUUCUGUAAAAAUAGACUGCAAUAUUUUUACCAUGAUGUCGACAAAAAUAUUUGGAUAGACAAUAGCCAACAAUGGCACUCGUGCUUCUGCUUUGGAAGCAGCUGUAUUUGUUUUUGCCUCUUUCUUUCUAUUUUCUCUCUGUAGCUUUUCUUUGUUGUUGUUGUUUCUUUUUUCUCUAUUUGAGGUCAAGGUUAGAUAAGAUCUUUGCCAGAUUUUCUUAAAUCUAAUCGGUUAUUUAAGACAACUUUUCAAAUACUCUUCAAGUCUGUCUGUUUCAGAAUUGAGCUCAUUUAAUCCUAUUUUGUCACCUUUUUAGUUAAACUGUUCAAUUUUUUUCGCGACUGCAGCACGUCAGUUUUGACAAAACUCGAAAAUACCUUAAUGGCCAUAAAUGCAGUUUAAUGCAGUGUCGAUAUGGUAGCGAAAUUCCAGUUAGAUACCUAGCUAUUUUGUUUAUGAAGAAAUGUUUUUACUACCAAGGGGCAUACUUUCAACUUAUGAAAUCAAAUUCUUUCCUAAAAGGCAUCAAUUGGAUUGGAAGGUUUUGCCUUGUAAUCAAAUUAGGAAAUCUCAACAAACAGAGCAGAUUGACCAGAGAGAAUACUUAUGUUCGGAUGACGUCACAAAUGGCAGACCGUGGUAAUCUAUGAAAAAAAUAUAUUGUCAAAUUGCGUAACUUCCUGAUUAGGGAAAAAAAUCCAUUGCCUAAAGUCACAAACUCAUUGGUCUUGUUAUUUUAAGCUCGACCGAAUUCGCUUGGCUUGGCUGUUUCGGUUUAACUUCUUUCUUGAUUUACAGUGAAACCUGGGAAACGGAUAUCCACAGGACUUUCGCUUGUAUCCGUUUGAUAGAGCUAAAUAAAGAUUCAUUUUACUAAAAAUAUGCAUGAGAAGAAACAUUUGAAACACACUGAGCUACUCGUCCACUUGAUACAGGGUGUCCUCUUAAUUAAUAUGGGUUCCAUGAGAUCCGCUAGGUUCAAGUCACUGUUAGAGUAAGCCCUUUCCUGAUUGGAUUAGUAAUUAGCUGUCCACGUCAAACUAUUUAGUUUCGAGUGUCUUCCAGAAAAAAAAAACUUUGUAAACAAGCAAAAGACUGGAAACAUCUAUGCAGUCUUUUCACGUUCGUAAUUCUGAAAUGAAUAAGGGAAGUGUAAAGACAAAGGGUGGUCUCUUUAUUCAAAUUUCCCCACUGAUAGGACAGUGAAACCUACAUCGAUCGAACCCCAUAUUAAGCAGACACCCCGUAUUAGGUGGACGAGUAGUAGCUCAGUGUGUUUCAAACGUUUCUUUCCAUAUUUUAAGCAAUGCGACCCAGUAUUUAGCGGACACCUCUACUGAUUAAACAGAUACCAGGGAAGGUUCCUCGGGUGUUUUUCGAGGUUCACUUUAGAGCUAGAGAAAUACGCAAGGAUAAAACUGGGCAAAAAGAAGAGAAAAAGGGAAAAAUUACAGAUCUGAGUUCUGGAUUGUGAGGGCAAAACACAAAUGUAAAAUCAAACGCUUUAGUUUAGUCUGUGGUGCCUUUAUAGGAGGGAGCGUUGCGUGACGAGACAGAAACGACUGCGGGAGACUAGCCAGUAUAUAGCUCGCUCUUCUAUAUCCAGAACAAAAAAAUGGAAUCGUCGUAAUCAAGGGAAGUGACAAUUAAUCACCCUGAAAAUCUGAAAAAAAGCCAAUUACGUUUAUCGUUCGCAGUUCUCAGGCAGAGGUUAUUCAACAGCCGAUUAUAUACAGUGAUCUUUUGAAACUUUUGGAGAAAUUCUCCAAAUUUUACAAAGAAUGUAUGGUUCAUUAACGUUUUUGCCACUCAGCAAUUUCCCAGUGUUUGAUAGCUGGCUGAUAUUUCCUUCAAUAAUUUGCAAGCAAAGAUCUGAAAAUUUCACAAAUUGCUCAAGUUAAUCAGCCCUUUUAACUUGUGAAUUUAGUUCGUAUGAAAAAAUAUGAAUAAUGACGUCAGCAAAGAUUCGCCAAUUUGGUCGUUCAUCAACCAGACGAGUAUGGGUUACAGUAAAGACCAGCGAUAAAGAACUUGGUGUUUAAGAAUGACCUAUUAGGCUAAAAUUUACCAGUUAGGGCCUCUCUAUACAAGAAGCUAAUUAAAAUUUGGAGCAGGAAAUUAUUUUCCAAAAUCUAUGAAAAACCGUUCUGUACACUCAAUGCAAAUAAGAUAUUAAGUCAACAUUCAGGUUCCUCUUUGGAGACGUAGGUGCCUUAUUACUCCAACUGCAAUGGAAUAGUAUACAGAUUUUAUAUAAGGAUUAAGCUGAACAUCACUUAAUACUCUUAGCUACAAUGUAUUUUUUCCUGCAGAAAACCUAAAUAGCCUAAAUUUGGGCUAAUGACCAUUUAUAUAAGAACCUGUUUAGGAUAACUUGACAAAACGCAGGUUCUUUAUAGAGGGUUUUUACUGUACGGGCCUGGUUUGUUGUAACCGCCCCCCCCCCCCCCCCCCCCCCCCCCCCCCCCCCCCCCCACCCCCCCCUAAACACCCUCAGCAAGUGGUCUUCAUCUUUUUAUUUUUUUUUUUGUAAAUUUUGUUUUUUUUUUUUUUUAUUAUAAAUUUUUUGUUCAGUUUCAUCCUUUUUUUGUCUGUUUUUAUUUUUAUUUUCAGACUAACAACAAACUACAAUUAAAGUAAAACAUCACUUAUUCCCUUUUCUUAAAAUGUUUUUUUUCCGCAAGAAAAACUAAAAAGCCAAAUUUUGGGCAAAUGCCCUUUUUUAAAAAACCCUUUUUGGGAAAACUUAAAAAACCCCGGGUUUUUUAUAGGGGGUUUUUCCUUCCCGGGCCGGUUUUUUUUAAACCCCCCCCCCCCCCCCCCAUCCCCCCACUCACUGCGAGACUCAUAAUGAUAUAACCUAUGAAGGGUUGUUCUAACUUUUAGUUAAGUGUGUUGGUAAAAUCCUGUGAUUUGAUCUUUCAAAUAAAACCUCUUCGGCAGUACUUUCACAUGUUACUAACUGUUUAUAACAUUUAACAAAAUGACACAGCGAGAUUUUGUUGAAUUUUGACGUUGGCUUAUUUUGGCUGCAGUGAAGAGGUUAAAGCGUGUUCUUUGAUUCUGAUCGUUCAAUGGGAACUACUGCCCGCGCGUGCUCAGAAAACAUAUGCACGGCAGGCUAAGGUUUUGUACAUUCUUACACUUACUUUACCCUCGGCCAAGAAAAUUGCCAAUUUUCUGCGUCCAGUUCAGAAUUGGAUUAAAUGUUUAUAACGCGGUCACUGACAAAUGGUAUGUCCUGACUUUUUAUAGUGCGCCACCCGGCGCCCUCUAAUGGAAAAAUAACAGAAUUAAGCGGAUAACGGGCGGUUGCAAUUCAGGGAAAAUAUUUACAUUUUUAUUUUUAGGCCCGGUUCAGACGCCGAACUUUUCAUGAGUCGAACCUAAUUCGAAUUAAGUUGUUUCGAUACAGUUUUUUUCAAAGGCCAUACCGAUAUUUUUCAAUCGCCUUAAAAGUGGUUUUUUCCUUGUCUGAUCGCUAUAAAAUUUUCACCAUUAAUUGGCUAUGGAUUGAAAUUUGUGAAAAUGUAGUUUUAUGUAAAAUCGAUAUUACUAUGACAACAGUAAACAAAAAACUUUGAAAUUGAUAAAAGCCGAUUUUUGUGUGAUCCAGACCAGCUACUGAAACUCCAACACUAGGAACUUAAAGUUUGGUGUUUAGCAAACAAUCUCCGUAAGAAGUAAAAAAUUCGACUAAAACGGAAAUAUAUUUAAAACCUCAAAAUUUCAAUAGCCGUGAUAGAUUAUUUAAUAAAAACGUUAGAAAUCACUCAAAUUAUUCUUAAGUAGGUCAGAAUACUGCUUAAUAUCAUAUUUUGGUGCCAGGAAAUUUUGUGUACUUUCGUUCUUGUGAUCUUGAAAACUAACCCAUUUUCUCACCAACUUCAUUCAAAAUUUGGACCCUCCAAACCUUUUUAGUGUCGUUCUCAUUUUUUUCAAGAAAUCUUUACAUUUUCACUCGGUUCCUCUUUUCCAGGUCACUUUGGAAAAUAUCUGAACGAGUACGAUGGAAGCUGGGUCCCAGUCGGUUGGAAAAGAUGGGAGGGAUUACAGUUUAACUCAAAGUUUUACAACUACGUCAUCAGACAUAACACAUACAAGGAACGGCGCAAGAUGAGCUAUGAAGAAGAUUAUUUCACAGAUUUCAUCACCAAUCGCAGUAUUUCGUUCAUAAAACGCACAAGAGCCACCAGACCAGAGAGUCCAUUUCUGGCGGUCAUAAGUCACGCGGCACCUCAUGGUCCCGAAACACCAGCACCACAGUAUAGCACGGCGUUUCCCGAUGCCCAAGCUCCAAGGUAUGACCGCAGAUUGAAAAGGGACGCGAGUUUAAGGCUCCGUUUGCUAUGGAGAAAGCUUUUCCCGGGUAGUAGGAGCUACCUUGGGCUAACCUACGAUCAGGCCUUUUUUUGUACAAAUUUUUUCGGGGAAAGGGAAAAAAAGAAGAACGCGGCCUUUUCCCCUCGUCCCCCAAACAAAAAGGGAAGAAGGACAGCCUGAUCGUAAGUUACCCUGGUCGAGCCAACAUUUCCUGAAUUCUUUUGUUACAGAUAGGGUAUACGGAAGUUCUCUGGCACACUUCUCAUUUCAGUGUCCAUAUCUUUACCUUCUUUCUCUUGCAGGUACCCUAACUGGAAUUUUAUUUCCCUUGACAAACAGUGGAUCUUAAGACAAAAGAAGCCUAUGGAUGCGCAGAAAACUGCAUUUGUUGACCUCUUACACCGUCGGCGCCUUCAAACGCUUCUAUCUGUUGAUGACUCCGUAGCGCGAAUCUUCAACACUUUGCAGUCACUGGGAGUUGAAAAUGAGACUUACAUUUUCCUUUCCUCAGACCAUGGUUAUCAUCUCGGGCAGUUUGGUUUGGUCAAAGGCAAGUCUAUGCCAUUUGAAAGCGAUAUUCGGGUGCCAUUUUAUGUUAGAGGGCCGACUAUUCCUAAAAAUAUCAGGUAAGGGCCUGGAGUGAAAUUAGGGGUACAUAGUUACUAAAACCCACAUAUAAAAACAUUAUGUUUUGGAACCUGGCAAGAAACUGAAAUUAUGGGUUCUUAUUGCUGCGGAGCGACCGAAGGGAGCGAGCAGCAACAUAAUCAGGAUUUAAAAGAAAUAUAUAAGGGGCGACGAAUUCUUGAAUUCAUCACUUUUUACCACAAUGCAUUGCAUUUAACCACACUUUUUACCACAAUGCAUUGCAUUUAACCAGAGUGCAUUGCGCCACGAACAACUCAAAUAAAAACACGGGGAAGUUCGGUGGGUGAGAAUUAUUAUUAUUAUUAUUAUUAUUAUUGUUACUUAGGCUAAGGGUUAGACUUAAAGUUCGAUUCUCAUAAUUCUGUAUCUUAGCUUUUUAUCGUUUUUAGUGUUUUAAAGUUUUUGCUAGCCGCAAUAAAUUGGCCCCACGAUCGUCAAAAAAAAAAAAACUUUAAGCAAUGCCGAGCGACAAAAGAAAAAACAUUAUAAUUACUGUGAAAGGUUUGAACCCAAGAGUCAUUUCAAAAGUAGGUUGAGUUUGAUUGUCCGGGUGAACGUAGUCCUGAAUAGGACUGUUGUUGUUGACAGGGUUAGGGUUAGGGUUAGGGUUAGGGUUAUAAUUACUAUAUUCCUUUGAAUUAUAAUCAUGUAAAGUUUUGACGUUCGCUGUGCAGUAUAUGAACGCAUCGCUUCGUUUGUCAAACUGUUUGCCGACAGAACUGUUUGGUUAAAAAACAGUAAUAUCAUUUAAAAUCUAUGUAUCAAAACAAUUAUUGUUGUAUUAAAUUGCAAAUCAAAUUUAGUCCGAGGAAAGUUGAGUUGCGAAGAGUCUUUCGUUUUUCAACAAGAGUUCAUAUUUAGUGCCCAAAAUGAUUUGCCCUGACUUUAAGGUAAUUCUUCAGUUAUAAGGCUUGUAAAGCCCAUAACGUUUGAACCGGGAGACUGUAGUAAUAUGAAUGCCUUCAACAAAUGCAAACAGGAAAUUUGCGACGACAUCCGGUAGUCACAUCGUUGAGGUCGAUCGUUGACGAUCCAAUAUACAGCUACACGGUUUUUACGUUAUAGAGAAUUGACUUUAUUAUUUGCUGAGAGGUAGAGUAUAUUCUAUCUCAGACCGUUUGGAUUUUCCAGACCUAAAACUGAUCCGUUGUCGAAAACCGGAUAAUGUGUUUAUUGGUUGAAACCAGGGCGUAAGAAGCUAGGGUAGCUUCUUACGCCGUGGUUGAAACAACGAACCAAUCGCGAUCUAAAAAUGAUUUCAAAUCAUUUUUCAUACAUCUGUACUAACGUCGUGGCAACUGGCUUAGAAUCGCUGACACAUGUUUUGUGUGAAAGCCUUCACAACCAAAUUUUAAUACAUAAUUAAAUUAAUGACGAAAUCGUACCGCAUAUUAAGUGAUCUAUACGAUUGCCAUGAUUAUAGAAAAGAAUGAUUUAUGUAACUUUUUGCUGCGGAGCGACCGAAGGGAGCGAGCAGCAACAUAAUCAGGAUUUAAAAGAAAUAUAUAAGGGGCGACGAAUUCUCGAAUUCAUCACUUUUUACCACAAUGCAUUGCAUUUAACCAGAGUACAUUGCGCCACGAACAACUCAAAUAAAAACGAAAGUUCGGUGGGUGAGAGUGCAUCAUUUGCUGCUCAGACUUAGAGUUUUCUUUGUGGCAAAUUUUCUACAGCAAGGUUAGAGGUCUUACCAAAUUUUAAGACACGCAGGAGUCUUUCAGAUGAGUACGAUGGUUUACUUGGGGAUUGGAUUUCAAUUCAAGAGCCUUUUUUGCUCUUCGACUCCGCAACACGGGGGAUAUACAAAUCCCAGCUUGCUAGAAGGUGAUGUGAAAGUGAGAAAAUGUCAUGCAAUGCUAUUCUUAAGAAACUGUAUGAGCCGAAAAUGGAUGUGAUUUUGACCAUUAUAUUCGCUUCAAAAUAACUGCGGAGAUCGAGAUAACAAAACAUAUGUUUUGUGUCCUACGUUGCAGACGAGGACGUGUAUCGACGUUUUGAAAAGCAUAAUUAUGUUCUUUUAUUCAUUUAUUGCCAUGGAAUAUGCGUUUACAUUGUUUUUUCACUGUUAAUAGCUCGGUUAAUGCGGCUGGCGAUCAUCUUGCCGGCGGAAGUUUCAUGUAGUCCAGCUGUUAUCGACCAAAAUUGUUCAAAUUAGUGAUACAAGCAUGAAACUUUCACAGAUUACUAAGGGCCCUAAGGGUAAUAUUUUAUGAUGUAGGGCCAAGCCAAAUUAAGCUCUGGAGUCCAGAUCUACGCAUGCCCCGAUUUCGCUAGCAUGGAAACGAGGCUAAAAAUGAAAAACGCCUUAAAUGAAAGAGUUUUAGGAAAGUAACCAUCAGUUAUGACAAAACUAAUAAUUUGUUGGAAAUUUUGAUAAACUUUGCAGUCACGUGACCAGUUAUAACGUUUUUUUUAUCAGGCUUGGGUACCCUGGGGUGAAAUUUUGUUUACACGAUUUUUCAAUGUUUUGUGGAGCAUAAGUGCAGGGGAUUCGGUUUUUUGCUUACGUAUUUUGUCAAAAAUGUAAAACGCAACUCCUAACACACACUGUGCAUAACUGUAAAAGCCAUCUUGCAAUGAACUGAAACUUGAAGACUUAUCAAUUUGGCAGGUUUCCUCAUUCUUUAGACCGAUAUAGAGAAAUAUAAAUACAAGUAUGGACUUUCCUUGACCCUACAUCAGAAAAUAUUACCCUUAGGGCCCUUAGUAAUCUGUGAAAGUUUCAUGCUUGUAUCACUAAUUUGAACAAUUCGAGCUUUUUUUGGUCGAUAACAGCUGGACUAAUGGAAAAGGAAUAAAAUGAAAGAGUUUUCCCAGUGAUUACGUAGUCAGUUUCUGUGGUGUAGUGGUUAACUGUAGUCGCGUAGAGUCGAAGGUGCCGGGUCCGAAUCCUGCUGAGUUAUUUAUUCCUUCUUUCUUUUUUUUCCCGCUUUUUGUGUUGUUGUUUUCUAUAAAUUAUAUCGAUUUAUUGACAAUGAAUUAUUUCACGUUGUUUGUCGUUCUUUUCAUAACACAAAGGUCUCUUUUAUAGCACGUGGCAUAUAAUUUAUAUACCUAUUUCGAUCUGAAUUUCUAUUAUUUCCUACAUUUACUGUGGGAAAACCAGAGUUGAUAACCACUUGAUCAUUUUCUAAACAACGUUCCAACGAGUUCUUUCUAUAGACUGAUAGUAAUUAUUCUAGUACUUUCCAACAUGUAAAUAGGACAUUCCAUGUCAUUUUUGAUUCUUUUAAGUCUCACUGCCUAACUAAUGCCAGUAUCAACAGAAUGUGCCGCAGCAUUACUAUCUUUUAGAUACCCUAGUUACUUAGAAUUAAGUUAAAACUUGGAAUUCCAAAAUGAAACACAGCACACUCUACACAUGCAAACUUAGAAUUAUAACAGGGGUUGGAUUCCUUUAGAUUACAGCCAUUUAGACAUUUUUUUUAGCCAUUUAGACAUGAUUAUCUGUAUACUUCAUAUCCACAACAGACCAAAACACUUUUUCUUUAAAAAAAUAAAUAAAUAAUUGAAGAAUUUUUUUAGACCAACGUAGAAAAAUGCAUGUUCUAAUGUUUGGGUUUUUACUUAAUCACCUGUAUGUGCUUACGUUUGAUAAGCAAGGUGGUUCUUUAAUUAAACAGUAUAUUUUUCUUGAAGGAUGAAAGAGAUGGUGUUGAAUAUCGACAUAGCACCAACAUUUCUGGACAUUGCCGGCGUGACGGUUCCAAAAGACAUGGACGGUACUUCUAUUAUGAAACUUUUCAGAAGGAAAAAAGAAGGAAGACGAUCGAAGAGGUAUAAAAGCGCAUAAUUUUCUUUUCAUGCAACUAUUCCCUGUGUUCAGAACGAUCUCCUUUGGUGCUUUUUUAAAGAAGUCUUGAAAUAACGAAGAGAGAAGAACGAGGAAAAACCAAAAAAUUCUUAAUCCAAGGACUUGUUGCACGAAGCUCGUGAUCUUAAAAUGCCUGUCGAGGUGCUGUUUUCUCUAGGUGCGAGGGAGCUUCUUUAGGCAUAUUCAAAAUACUGCAUAAAAUAAUCAAAGAAAAUACAAAGACCAGUGCAACACAAUUACUGUAUAUUCUCCCUAAUACUAGAGACACUAUAUGUGGAAUAGAUGGGAGACAAAUUAUCGAAAGGUUGUUUUUAAAACAGUAAUUGAUUGACGCAGGAAGAAAGUGACAACUGUGUCAGCAGCGAGAAAGACUCUGCAACCGUAAAUGGCACUCUUCCUAUAGAUUCUUUAAAGGAUAUUGUUAAUGUUUUGUUUUUUCUCUUUUUCAGGCGUAUGCACGUGGUUUGGAGGGACACCAUCCUCAUUGAGAGGUCACGUGGGUAAGGCGUGUACAUCCUUAAAAACCCUUUGUUUUUAUCUACCUUCUUUUCUUCUUUCUUUUUUUUUUUUUUAAUUAAAAUUACCUAAAAAUUUUGCAAGUAAUCUUUACUUAGUUUGUUAUUCAAGCUUCUCCAGACUGGUAUAAAUUUAUACAGUUUUUAAAAUUAUUUCUAACUCACGAUCUUGUGACGCACAUUGAAACAUGUAUUACAAAUUGUUUUUAAAAAGUAUUGAAAAAUUCCUGUUAGAGAACUUUUUCGAUCGAGCCGGUGUGAAAGCAACCUUAUGUGACAGGUUUAAAGUAACGCUCCUUGAUUUGAGCAGCUCAAUCUCAAUGAAAUGGUGUCCGAACUGUCAUUGUUACCCCAAAAAGCGGGGACUUUUGUGAUGCGCGGGGACGGACAAUGAGCAACGAGUGAAAAACGCGUUUACGUGCAUGACUCGCUCAGCAAGCGCUUUCCCACGCGUACACGAUAAAGGCGUCACAGUAACCACGCGCUGACACGAGCGACUAGUAAACAUUUUCCCGGUGCGGGGAUUUAUUAGAACACUGAUUCCUUUAUUUGCGCAUGUAGAAAUGUUGGCAAUGUGUCAUUUUAGCUGGAGAAGAACAAAAAGCAUGAUGAAUAGUGGUUUGCCCAGCAAGUCAAAGUCUGAAGAAAAGUCCCUUAACAAGACUGAGACAACCAAAGAGCGUAAGACGAAACUUCUAGAAAAUAUCUGCAACAGUCCUAAACACCAAUCGCCUUGCAAACCCAGGCAGCUGUGGGAAUGCGUGACAGUGGGUGACAGACCUAGACUGAGGAAAUGUAGAAAAUCUGGCUCGAUACAAGCAACGACGACCCCAACGACCCGACCCACACCAUCGUCAGCUCCCACCUCCCCUGUCAAGAUGUGUGUAUGUAUGAAACCGAGGCCAGGAUCUCAAGGGGACAUGUCUCCUUAUAACAGUGAGAAAACGUCGUGUAAUUUCAGUGAAAUGAUACCAUCCUUGUUCCUGGGUCCAUUUGCACCUCAUCCACUUCACUAGCCUGCGUGGCAGGCGUUCAAAAGGGAAGCUGGAAGGGAAUUAGGGCGAGAGACGGCUCUCGCACGCCCAAAUUCCCCCUUCCCCUUCCCCUUUUAACGCCUACCACGUAGGCUACCACUUCACUGUCGAUUAUGGCCGAGCUGAAGAGGGAAGUGCGCUGCAAAUGAGGCCUAGAUGAUGUAUUCCUGGGUUAUAUUCUUGCUUCUUUCGUGAUUAUGUUCAUUUUUUUGCUUUUCAACGAUUCGGUUCAACUGCAAUCAGCUUAUGAGUAAAAUAGACACUUUUCGUUGCCCAAUCAGCAGUUUUUUUUUUUUAGUUUUGGUAGUUUGGAAAUAUGCGUUUCCUUUUUGUCAUAAGAUGCCAUUUCAGGCCCGCGCCAGAAAUUAGUCAUUAUUUUUAUUCGGAAUCAAUUCGCCACUAUAGAAAUGAGAAGAAAUCUGCGUUGAGUGGGACUGUUACUAGGGACAGGGGAAAAAAUUGACUAAUAGCUGACCGGCAUGUCCCCAGUUUCGAUCCCAGAAACCAUUGCCAGACAUUUCGCCUCCAAUCCCCUUCUCGUUUCUUACAGAUUUGUUAUAUUUACAAGGAUGGCAAGGACGCGCCCUCAUAGCGCUAAAACAGCCCGUCGCGCGCUUUUCAAAAGUUUUGAGUUAACCCACACUUGAGCCUCUUUGUUAGGGAAGGGAGGGUGGAGUGUCCCCCUAGUAACAAUCCAAAUCUUUUCGCCAGAGAAUUUCACAGUUGAUUUGUUGAUAAUGUAAACUUCUUUGGAAUGCUGCUCGUCUGCCUGAGAAUUUUGGGCAUCGGUAGACAGCUAAAUAUCGGCCUAUACUGUUAAGCUCACAAAGCGCCCGCUUUUACAGAUCGCCUUAAAUGCAACGUUGCUUGACAUAAACUGCUAAAUGCGCGGCAUUUACAGCGUAUCAACAAUAAACUGUGAGCUGACAGCCAUGACUCUACAUAAGCAAUAAUGCAACUGAUACAACCUUGGAACCUCGAUAUAACGAAAGACCACUGGAUUGGAAAAAUCUGUUCGUUAUGACGAGGUUUCGCUACACACCGAGAGAAAGAACUAAGAACAAAUCACUCCUCUGGGAGGGAGGGGGGACUCCCAAAUAAAAGUGAGGGGGACGGUCGUCGGAAAAUUCAACGCUGGAGCCUGUAUAGAAUAACUAAGUGACACCCAUCCUGUUACGACAGCUAAUAAUUAACGGAUUCCAAAACGCACAGAAGACAAAUUUAUGCUAAACUUCGUAUAGCAAAUAUUCUGCUAUUACUGGGGCGAACAGUAUCGUUCGUUAUACCGAGUACUUCGCUAUAUAGAGGUUCGUUAUAUAUUGAGGUCCCACUGUAUUCUCCUGUCUUUCUCUCUUACUGCAGAUGAACUGCUUAGAAAUGAACUGGAUUACUUGUUAACAAAGCAGCUCAGACGGCGAUCAAAAAGAUCUCGUUAUUCCUAUGUUAGCAACAGGCCACGGAGGAGUAGAAGUGAAUUUAAUGCACGGAGAUACUACAAGGAGCUGGCGAGAGCACAAAGACUUCAAAAUCGUCGCGCCAGGCAAAAAAUGCUCCACAGAACUCCAAUCACAGGCAAGUUCAGACAAUCGUUCAGUGCAUUUUUGUCCACCCAAACGAUCCCGGAAAUCGUUCUCACUAAAGUUGUGCCCGAACAUCCCUUAUAGUUUAUCGAGUGGCGAAUGCCUUGGUCUCAUAUAUUUAGCUUACGACUUCCUCAUAACAGCACUUAGGAGUACUUUCCUGUCGUACUGUUCAUUUUAAUGUAGAAGUUAGUUCUAACUUUCCUGUGGUACAGUUUUUCAUGCUUUUCAAGGUGGUUCUAACUUUUGAGUCUGUAUUGAAGUCCUAAUUAAAGUGAAAUUAUCCAUAUGAAAGCUACUGAGUAGUACUUACCUGUUGUACUGUUUAUCAUGUUGUUCAAGUUAGGGUGAUACGCUUUUGGUCUUUAGUUGAAAUUCUUAAUAUUCAAACGAAAGCUACUGUGGUAGAUAACAGUACUUUCUUGUGAAAGUAUGUUGCGGUUCUAGGAGGUGCUAACUUUCUCAUGUAAAUAUGAGGCAUACUAGAUGAAAGAUCUCCUACUACAUGUUCCCGGUGUACUGUUUACUUUGUAUAAAAAAAAAAGAUAACGACAUCCUUAGGGGCCAGUGUUGCUGUUGUUGUCGUUUAUUGCGAAUUACAUUCCAUCCUGGCUUAUUUCUUAAAAACGAAAAACACGGUCUUAUAACUAAGACUGUUUAUCAACAGGUACAAAAUCGAACGCAAACGAUUCCCUUAUGGGCCCUGGCGUACAAGAAGUCGUCGAAGCAAAACUUGGAAAGCUAAAAGAGAAAAUUUGGGAAGUUAGAAUGCGACUGGGGGCUUUACGCGACAGGAGAAAAAAACUUCUAAUGAUAAGCGCCCGCGAUCGAAUGGUCGAGUAUGCUUGUCCUUGUAACCCUGGCAACAGCACUAAACCUGAGAGGGUUACCGAGGCCAGCGUUCACAGUGGAGAAGGGGAUAGUGAUGGAGAUUUUGAUGAUGAUAAUGACGGUGAUAAUGAUGAUGAAGAAAAUAAUGAUGAUAAUGACGAUAAUGAUCCUCAAGGUGAGUAAUGUUUAUACUAAGCUGCUGAUGAUUCACUUUCACUAACCAAUUUCCUAUUUGAUGGUAUCAAUUCCUAGAGGGCCUACAUAGCGACUUUUUUGGAAAUUUUUGAACCAUUUUCGUCCCCAGAAUCAUGAUUCGUUUGGCCAACUCAGCUAGUCAUAGGACUGAUUUGUGAAAGAGACCGAUACGUACUCUACCGAGAAAGAAAAAUAGAAAAAUGGCCUCUUUAUCUCAAGCUAGGUCUGGAUGAGCAGCCCGCAAAAACUUACAUUUAGGUCUGGAAUCUCAAGUAAAUGUAGCAGUGAUCCAAACAGAUUACAUUCUGAUAUAUAUUUUAUUCGACCCUGGUAAUUCUGAUGAACAUUAAAGAGAACAACUUUUUCAACCACUUUUUUCUAGAGUCGCAGAUAUCACCAUUAAAACGACUACCCAAAGCAACGUCACGCAAAGCGGAAGUAAAACAGAAAACGAAGAAGAGAAAAAAAGUGAAGACAAGUCUUAGACGUACUUUCUGUAGCAGCCCUGGAUUGAACUGCUUUUAUCAAACAAAUGAUCAUUGGAAGUUUCCACCGCUGUGGACAGGUACCUGAGUAAUGUUAUAGUCAGUUAGUCACUCAACUAACAAAUCAACAACAAAUCAACAAUUAGGCCCGUCCACACAUAUCCUCCAGUUUGGUCUAUCGUCCACACAUAUCCCGUGAAAACGGUUACCAAAAACGCAUCUUUUCAAAACCAUUCUUCAUAGUGGAGAUUUUUUAAAAGUCUGGAUUCUCGUUUAUGUGUGGACGGACGAAAACAGAGGUCAGACAGUCAGACAGUCAGACAGGCCGGCAGUUAUUCAGACGGUCAGUCUGGAAGUUAUUUUGUAGCCUAGUCGGUUAGACACUCUUUCAAUCGGUCAGUUGGUUAGUGAGGCAGGCAAUCAUCUGGUUGCCUAGUCGGUUGGUCUUUAUCAGUCAGUCCCUCAAACCUUUUUAUCGGUCACUUAGUAUGUUAAUCAUUUUUUGAAACCGUUAGUCACUCACUCAAACAGUCAUCAGUGUGGGAAGGGCAGUCUUUAGAUCAGUCAGUCAGCCAGACACCCCCACAGUUGCCCAGUCGAUCAGACAGUCAGCGUAGUCAUUCGCUUCUUCAGUCGCAGGCUAUCCAUUCAAUCUAUCAAUCUGUAACACUCCAGUCAGUCAUUUUGGCAGUCAGUCCUUCAGACAGUCUGUAAGUCGCCCACUCGAUCACACACUACUGGGUACCUUCACUGGUUCAGUCAAUCAGUCACUCAGUCAAUUCAUCAGUCGGCGAGACUAGUCAUUCAGUCAUUUAGUCAGUCAGUUAGCCAUUCAGUCAAUCUGCAGUCCAACAGUCAGACAUUCUACUUAAUGUGCUUAUAUUUUUGAUUGCCAGUUGUGCUAAACGGUGGGGAGCUGGGUCAGGUAUUCAGUUGGUUCGUUUCGCAACUAGUUUAUAUAUUUCACCUGACUGGAAUCAUUUCCUUUCCUCGCGUGUUAGAUACCAAAAUACCAUGACAUUUCUCCGUUUCUCUUACUUGUUCCUGCAGGAGGAGACUUUUGCUUCUGUCCCAACGCUGCAAACAACUCGUACUGGUGCCUGCGAACAAUAAAUUCCACCCACAAUUUUCUCUACUGUGAGUUUAUUACUCACUUUCUCGAAUUCUUUGACCUCAAUCAAGACCCAUAUCAGGUAAGUAAACCAUCUCACUAUCCAUGUAUAGGAUGGAUAUCCUGUAUAGGAUGACCAAAACCAGAGUCGAUGAAGUGCUUACAAUAGGCAAAUGACAACACGAGCAGAUAAUCCAAUGAAACAUCAAAACGUACAAGUGUAGUCGAGCACGCGAAAACGUGCAACGCGUAAGUGCAAGUCAUGAUUUGCUUUGAUAUCUGAUUGUGUGAUAAUAUCGCGUGGUCCAUAAGUCUCUCCAUUAGACCUAUCAGUCUGUAAGACUCUGGUCAUUUGGUCAUCCAGUCGAAUCCCAAGGCGUGUUGACCGUUAACAGUCCCGUAUUUUCCAUGCGCAUCUCCAGAUCGACAGCUGAGUUCGAGAGGACGCCAUCUUAAUUUAACAUGUUGAUAGAAAUCUGAGGCGAGUGUUAUAACCCGCGUGGAGCAGAAUUAAAGGUGAUAAGGUUAGGAUCUCUCUAGCCUACUGUGUCAGACUCUCAGAUAGUGGGGAGGUCGCGAAAAAAAGCCAAGCGAAAAUAAGUAGUGUAUGAUCUCUCUGUCCCCAGACCCCAGCUCAGUUCGCAUCAUUUCAGUCACGAUCUCUACCCAUAACUAUUAUGGAGCUUGGAACAGACUAGGGUCUCUCUAAGAUCUGAACAAUCGCAUUGAAAAAGGGUGACUGUGAUCAUGCCACAAGGCAUGUCUGAGUACUAUUCGAAGGUGGUAUAUAGGUUCCCCAGUAUCGUUUUAGGAAUUAUUUAUUUAUUUUUUAUCGAACACUCAUCGUUUUUACUGCUUUUAACUUACAGCUGUAUAAUGUCAUUGAUAAAGUGAGCCCCGCUGUUCUUUCCCAACUUCAUGAACAGCUUAACAGAAUGAGAGCAUGUAGAGGAGGGCAUCAAUGCAACCAUUACCAUGGGAAGAAAUAUGCCCAAAUUAAUGCCACUUCCGUGCCAUUAACAACCCCUAGGUUGAUGAGUACAUCGAAAGAAACACAAGCAGAAAUCACAACUAUGAUAACAGACAGCGAAUCUGGUGUUUAUAAUAAUAGAAGUAUUGCUGUCUUGGGCGGCAUUACUACUACCACAAUGCCGUCAACAACUGGGACAUCUGCUGAACUUUCAUCUACACCUUUGCAUUCUAGUAGUGCUUCGGAAGAACGUCGAAAUCUUUCAGAAGGAAUCGAGAAUACUACUGAAAGCGCGGAAACUGCAGAAUCUUCAAAGGCUUCGCCUAUGACAACAUUGGCACCAACAGAAAAAGAGGUUGGAGAAACAAUGGCAACAGGGACAGUUCAAAAGCGACUGGAAGGCUCUGGAAGUUAUACUCGUGAUGAUGCAAGAGUAGUGACUUACAUUGUUACUUCGAAAGCUACAGAGUCUGCGACAAGUGUUUCUUCUGUGAAUACUGUCGCGCCCACGGAAGCUGAAGAACAGAAGCCAAUACCUCCCAAGCCAACUGUUAUCGUCAAAACAACUACGCCAAGCUCAGCGAGCCCUUCUACAUCAGAAGAUACUGGAAAGCCUUCAGAAGUUAUCGCCAUUACUCCGAAACUAACCGAUGCCACUUCGACAUCAACGAACUUAUCGCGGAAUGAUUCACAGUUUACAACUUCAGCUCCUACAGCAAAGACAGAGUCAAAAGUUAGAAAGGGAACCAAAAACCGUAGAGGAAAACCUAUUGUAAAAGGAGGGAGAAAAAAGGACAAAAAUGGCAAGAAAGAAAAACCGAAAGGGGUGAAAAAGUCUAAGAAAUCUAAAAAGAAAUCGUCCAGAAAAUCGAAAACUUUGACGCCAACUGGCAGUUCAGUUUUUCCAGACAAAGCAACAAAACUGCCCACCAACAGUUCAAAUGAAUUCAAUGAAAACGUGCGCAAUGAGUCUGAACAUGAUACAGUAACUCAAGUAAAUAUCGAGAAACCUUCGGAAAGUGUAGUAACGUCGACGACAAGCGCCGAUGAUCCGCCGAUUGUGGGCGCGAAUAAUUCGACGCGCGAAACAAGUUCUACGGAGACAACUGUUUCAACGUUAUUUCCCACGUCAUUGGUGACACUCUCAAACGAACAAAGCACAAAGAACGUUGUUUCGAAAGAAUAUUCUACGGUCAAACAACCAAGUAAAAAAUCAACGAAGCGACGGAAAAAAGGAGAAAAGGAUAACUCCAAAAAGAACAAAAAAUUGAGAAAAAACAUCAAGAAGUCUGGGAAAGAAUUGAUAAUGAAUACGACUACUAGCUCCUUGGGUGAGGGCCUCAAACUUUCUGUUAACCAAACAGCAAUCAAAACAGAAUCGGAAGGCCAGAGAACUGAAUCGGGAAAGGCCGAAGUCGACGAAGGGCAAAGUAAAUCACUGACCGACAAUUUAAAAAAGAGAAACAGAAAGCCAUCGGGGAAAAGAUCAAAUCGAAAUUCCAAGAAACGAUCUCGGAAACCUUCCAAGCGUCCGACACCAUCUCCCAGUAGUCAGGGAGGGGUGACUGGUGGCGGAAUUGAGUCUCCAUCCGAUCCAUGA
This is a messenger RNA of Porites evermanni, 21262 nucleotides long. NCBI's taxonomy places the organism in Eukaryota, Metazoa, Cnidaria, Anthozoa, Scleractinia, Poritidae. The record is from the annotation of a GenBank genome assembly.